Molecule: messenger RNA, 1614 nt
Organism: Sordaria macrospora k-hell
Lineage: Eukaryota; Fungi; Ascomycota; Sordariomycetes; Sordariales; Sordariaceae
Source: RefSeq, a predicted model, not a curated record
AUGGAGAGGGACAGAGAGAGGCAGAGAGAGACGGAAAGAAAGAUGCUGGGUAGAAAGAGAGGGAGGGAGAUUGACCAGGUGCCGCUUUGUAAGGCGUGUUUGGUUGAAGUUGAAGGAAAGGAAGGGCUUGAGGAUGGAAAUAAGGAUGGGGAGAAGAGGGACUUGGAGAAGGUUCUUGUGAGGCAAGGGUUGGAGAGGAUUGAUAAAGUGGAUGGAGGGUUAACGAGACAGAGGUGGGAUAUGAGGGAGGGGGAGAAGGAGAAGGAGAAGGAAAGAGAGAAAGAGAAAGAGUUGAUUGGGGAUGGUGGUAAAGGUGGUUUACUGCCGUUGAGGAGGGGGGCGGUAGAUGAACGGUUCAAGACGAGGGACGAGAUGGCCUCAAGCUCUGGUUCAGACGAACCCGAGACUAUCUACGUUAACAUCUUCGACCCCGUCGGCCGAGAGUCCUUCAGACCGACCUUGAUGAAGUCUAUACCUGAGUGGAUGCGAUCGGGAGCGCGGGAGCAUCUCGAACCCAAGACCGAAUCUGCAUUAGCUGUCAACUCGAGUUAUGAUGAGCCCAGAGAACAAACGACCGAUCACACAAGCACGAUCUCGACGCCGCGACCUAUCAGUCAAGGAUUAUCAGAGACUUCGUCUACCGCCACAGUUAUCCAGACACCACCUCAGCCGACAGCUUCUCGCGCUGCAUCAACCCGUCGACGAUCCGGUGCAAUCUCACCCCGAGCGACAAGCCCAGUGCCGCCCAUCGACGCUAUAUCCAGGCCCUCGUCAGUCCUUGGCCGACGAACUCCCAAUCUUCGCACUGGAACAUCUUUCGUGAGCGAGCAACCGCUUGUUGUCCCCUCCAUGUCCUUUAACCAUUCCAAGGAGACAACAGCCAAGGUUUCAGCCAAAGACCCAACCCGAGACUCAUGGCUCCCGACGGACUCGGAUGUCUCUUCAAGCCCGCUUACCGUCACACAGCCUGAGCUCUCUUCUCGCCCAUCCUCAGUUCGAAGCGUCGCCACCAUCUUCGAAAGAGGCAUCGCAAGCAAAGAUCAGCGCCACACGCCCGUAAACCAACCACUCCCUCUCCUACGCGUCCUCCAACAACCCUACCGCCCACUCACCCCCACCCGCUCUGAUACGAGUCUUUACUCUUCUUCCCCACACCUCCAGCCCAUAAGCCCAGCAAUACGACCGCAAAGAGUCCAGACCCAUGAGCUCCGGGCAACAAAUCUGCCGAAGCCGAUCCAGAUUCUUAGAAGUGGACAAGCAGGACAAUCAUCCAUGAACAGAAUGGGUUCCGCAGCAGUCUCGAUACCAGUUGUCUCAACAAGCUCCGAGUAUCUAGAGCGGUAUCAACCCGUCAAACCGUCGACAAGUACAAAUCCCAGUAGUUUCCUUUCUUCUUCCCCUUCGACGUCGGUCCGCACCUCGAUACGGGCGGGUGGACUUGGGCCUGGGCUCAUCUGGGGAAACGGAGAGAGAGUCGGGGAACCGCUUUUCGAUGUAUUCGACUUCUCAGCCGCCUUCGUCGUUCUUGCAGUCGUCAUACCAAAGUGUCCCUGGGGAAAGGACCUCUAUAAGGAGGUCUGUGUCACAUUCUAUACGGAGGGAGGGGGUUCUUGA